AUGAGACCUAUUCUGUUGUCAGGCCACGAAAGGGCCUUGACCCAAAUUAGAUAUAAUCCCGAUGGCGACCUACUAUUCUCCGUAUCAAAGGACCAGCAGAUCUGCGUGUGGUUUUCGCAUAAUGGCGAGCGGUUAGGUACAUAUAAGGGUCACCAGGGUGCUAUCUGGACCGUAGAUGUAGACCCAACAUCGACCUUCAUCGCAAGCGGUAGCGCCGACAACACCAUCCGCCUGUGGGAAAUUAAGACCGGCCGUUGCCUAAAGACUUGGGAAUUCCCCACUGCUGUCAAGCGCGUUGAGUUCAGCGAUGAUGGCCGCCAGCUGCUGGGUGUCACUGAGAAGCGCAUGGGUCAUCUCGGAACUAUUGUGGUUCUAGAUGUCGUGUUGGAAGUUGAUGCCGAGCAGAGCGACGAGCGCGUCUUGACCAUCGUGUGCGAUGAGAGCAAAGCUACCGUUGCCGGCUGGAGUUACCUGAACAAGUACAUCAUCGCAGGACAUGAGGAUGGUUCCGUAUCGCAGUACGACGCUAAGACUGGAGAGCUACUCGAUAAUGUCCCCAUCCACGAGCUCAAUAUGCAAGUAACAGACCUCCAAUGGUCGCCCGACCGCACCUACUUCAUCACAGCCUCCAAGGACAAGACCGCCCGACUGAUAGCCGCGCGCGACCUCGAACCCCUGAAGACCUACGUGACGGACACCCCCCUUAACAGCGCAUGCAUUACUCCGAAUAAGGACUACGUUAUCCUGGGUGGUGGGCAGGCCGCUAUGGACGUCACCACGACCGCAGCUCGCCAAGGAAAGUUCGAAGCGCGCUUCUACCACAAAGUUUUCGAGGAUGAGAUCGGUCGUGUAAGGGGCCAUUUCGGACCUUUGAACACCGUGGCAGCGGACCCCACAGGCAAGGGCUAUGCCAGCGGCGGAGAAGACGGUUAUGUGCGUAUCCACCACUUCGAUAAGGGAUACUUCGACUUCCGGUACGAGGUCGAGCGCGAGCGUGACAACAGGCUAUAA
This is a messenger RNA of Daldinia childiae, 1011 nucleotides long. RefSeq names its product Eukaryotic translation initiation factor 3 subunit I. Gene Ontology annotation, biological process: cytoplasmic translational initiation. Gene Ontology annotation, cellular component: cytoplasm; eukaryotic translation initiation factor 3 complex, eIF3m. The record is from RefSeq and is a predicted model, not a curated record. NCBI's taxonomy places the organism in Eukaryota, Fungi, Ascomycota, Sordariomycetes, Xylariales, Hypoxylaceae. The coding region runs from base 1 to 1011 and encodes 336 amino acids. The transcript is spliced from 5 exons. Gene Ontology annotation, molecular function: RNA binding; protein binding; translation initiation factor activity.